AAAGAGAAACAGUAUUAAAUCAGAAUCAAAAAAAUAGUAAAUCAGAAUGCCAGUGAUUUUCCUCAGCUCGGCUGGCCAGUACUGCACUUUGUUUUUCAGGCGGUGAAGAACGAUGUUUUAAAUGAGCAGUUAGACAGACAGGUUUUGUUGUUGGAAGAGCAGAGUUUAAAUGGCAGUUACUCCCUCAGAAGCUGCAGCGACGGUAUCCUAGCAACGGCGAAGUCAGGGAGCUUUUCAUCAGAUGAGCAGCCGCAAGGAGAUAAACAGCGACGAAACACAAUCGGAGACUUUUCGGGUUGUGUGUGUGUGUUUUUUGUUGGGUGUGGGGGUGUCAGGAGACAGAGUGGGUGGAAAAUGUGAAACUUACCCAAAUGGUUACCGUCUCCCCUCGGAGAAGAUGGGCAGCGGCCUACAGGGUUUCUCCGGGCGAUGCCUCACCUUCCCCCGGGCCAGCCGUGAAGCCGAGAGCGGCCGGGCAGGCCAAACCUCAUCCCUGACAAGAUCCUACCGAGGACCGGUCUCCCGGACUAAGCCGAGCCGUCAGACUCUGGAACAAGAGUCAGUUAUGUCACAACAUGUGUUAAAAGUGAUGUCACCGUACAGAGGAAGAAAGAACUGCAUAGAGUUCUGAAGGGGCAGCAACACUGCAAAUCACUGCCUACGCACUAUGAUUUUCAAUUACAUGGAUGAGGAAUGCCUAGCAGGGAGCCCCCACCUUCACCAGCACUUAAGACAUAGCUGAUAAGUGGAUUUAUCAUGAUUGCAACUGGAGGGCUUCUUCGUAUUUCAGCCAGAAGACAAGAUUCCUUUCGAUCACGUAAUCGUGUUAGUAAACGCAAAAAGAAAGCAAAAAAGAAAUGCAAGAGUGAUGUAGUAGUGGUUAAAGGCAAACUGAAGCUGUUCUCCAUUUCUGGACUGAUUGCUGCUUUUGGAAUCCUAGUACUAUUAGUGGGAAUAGCAAUGACAGUGAUGGGCUACUGGCCUAAAGGCACUGACAUUUUUGAAACUAUUAAGGUCCAGUCUAACAAUACCACCAAUAGCACCGUUUUAGAGAUGACAACACUGGAGAUUAUUUCUAAAUUUUUAGCAAGCUAUUUGCAUUCUGAGAAACUGAAAGUUUUAGGACCCCUCAUAAUGGGAAUCGGUAUUUUUUUGUUCAUCUGUGCCAAUACAGUUCUUCACGAAAAUAGAGACAAGAAAACCAAAAUAAUUAAUAUACGAGACAUCUAUUCUACAGUUAUAGAUGUACACAAUUUGAGGACAAAAGAUUGUGGGCCACUUAAUGGUUUUGUCAACUAUGUACAAUCCAAAAGCAUGGAUAAUCUCAAAUCUCCUGAUUCUUUCUGUGCAGCAAUGUUGGCCAAAAGUACUUUGCGGACACCUAUUGGUAAUGCUGUAAAGCCUACAGAUCCAAAAGAAAAUGUUGGUAAAAAGAACUGUGAUUUUGUAGCAAACUUGCAGCAACAAAUCCCCAAAGAUAGAAAGACAUUCUCUGAUACUGUGUACAGUAUUUGCAGAGACCAAAUCAGAGUAAAUGAUAGAACCCAAAUGCCCCAAAUGUGUGGGACGAAGUCAAUUGUUACUUCUUCCAUUAGUGCAUUCACACUACCCAUCAUCAAACUGAACAACUGUGUCCUGGAAGAGGGAGCGGCCAGAUAUGGAAGCAAUGAGAAUGAAGCACAAAUUUCAGAAAAAUGUAAGGAAACUCAACAAGCAUUUGAACGUUUUGCUUCUGAUCAAAUGGGAAGUGUUGAAUCCAUUUCAGAGGAUAUAACCAUAGGAAGUGAUCACCUUGGAGAUGAUAACCAGGACAUAGAUGCAGAAGCUUCAAAUACCUCUUGGUUAAAUGAUAACCAGUUGGUAUCCAGCAAAAAUUCCCAAAAACCCUCUUCCCAAGUUUCCCAGGUUUCUCCUGUUCCAUUCCAGAGAACAGAAUCCAGUCUUUCUCUCCAUGCUUUGUCAGUUCAUUCUAAACUUAUGAAUCUUGAUGACUGUCCUUCCACAUCCACAAUAGAGGAUGAGGAGAAAGAUCCAAACUGCACACAUUUAGAUUGCAGCAACAGUAAGGGCUACAUAACGUUCAGUAAUGAGGACUCUUUUCAGUCUACUCCUGUGCUACCAGAAGCCAUAGCUAUAACUGGUGAUUGUACAGAGAAUCUUCACAGCGAUAUCAUACAAGAAAGUACAAUAUCAAGCAAUGAACAAAAGGUGGACAAACCUCAAAGAUCUGUGCAAAGACAGUACACAAAGAGAGAGAAAUUGCUCAUGAUUUCUGGUUCCCACAGUAGUCUUAGGAUGGACAAUGUUGAAAUUGAUAGUAAUUAGUAAUCAUACACUAAAAUAUAAUCAUAUAUAGUUGGGUUCAGAGACUCAAAGGUGCAGUAAAAGCUAUGACAGAUGACAAUAAUAUGUUGCUUUUCUGUAGUUAUCGAUGAUUACUGAAUGUCAGUCAGGCUUCACAGACUUCUAGAAUAUUGUUGUGGAACUAAUCAUCCAAUUUCUUUAGUUGCUUCCAAACAUAAAUGCAUCAGCCAUUGGGUGUUCAUCUUGGUUAAACACCAGUUUAAAAAUUUUAAUAUGAUCAGUUAUUUGUUAACAGCUUGUGAAAAUUAAAUAUUCAGACAUUCUAGGUUUGUAAGUUUUCAGUUUGGAACCAUCAAAAUAAGCCAAUUAAUAUACUGAAUUCAAUAUUCCUAUAAAUCAAAGGAUGUAUAGAUAUCUUGUAUAAGCACAUAAUGCACUAAAACACACAAAUGUGAUAUUGAGAAGUGUCCAGUGUAUCAUUUCAUAAUUAAAUGAAAGAAAUAAUUUGCAUACGUGGUCACUAAUAGAGAUCUAAUUAAAUAAUAAUUAUUUCUGUAAUCCUGGAUUCUGUAUUAUACCUCAUGAGCUGUGUUUUCUAAAUUGUUACCUAAUAUUCUAGAAUUGUAUUGUUUUCUCACUUGAGUUUCCCUCCAGAGCAACCUUCAUGCAUUUUUAUCAUCACAGUUGUCUGUUUUUCCAAAGGAUUUACCUUAAAUUCAGGUAAGUGUCUGAAUCCUUUACCUCAUUAUAUACAUUUGACUUCAUAGCUUGUGUUACUUCAGUCAGUUUAUGUAAGGAAAAAUAAAAUAAAAAAAACAUUUUGUUCAUUAAGUGCACUUUUAUAAACGAAGUGUAAUAAGGUCAUCAUGUAUUUCCCUGGAGUUAGGUUGAAAUAUAUUACUUAUGAAUGAA
Molecule: messenger RNA, 3216 nt
Organism: Chiloscyllium plagiosum (whitespotted bambooshark)
Lineage: Eukaryota; Metazoa; Chordata; Chondrichthyes; Orectolobiformes; Hemiscylliidae
Source: RefSeq, a predicted model, not a curated record